AUGGCGGUGAUCAAAGAUAUUAAACUAGCUUGGGUUAGAGAGUGGAAGCAUGUUUGGCUAGAAGUUGACUCUUCUAUUAUACUUUACUUGCUUCAUACUCUUUCUUUAGUGUCUUGGUUCUACCACAACUUAAAUCUUGUGGGAAUACCAAAGUUGAUAGGCGCCACUAAAUCUGGUGGAAAUCAUGUUGAGUUUGUAAGCGUUGAUAGGUGUAAGGAGGAGAACGGAGGCCUUUACAAGGCAUCAAUUCCAUUGAUUCAGGCCACAAGCCCAGAAGCAGAUGUUUUACUUGCUUAUGAGAUGAAUGGAGAGACCCUAAAUAGGGAUCAUGGGUAUCCAUUGCGUGUGGUUGUACCUGGUGUUAUUGGCACCCAUUCUGUUAAAUGGCUUGAUUCUAUUAAUGUCAUUGCAGAGGAAUGUAAGGGCUUCUUUAUGCAAAAAGACUACAAAAUGUUUCCACCUUUAGUAAACUGGGAUAACAUUAAUUGGUCCACCAAGAGGCUACAAAUGGAUUUUCCUGUCCAGUGUGGAAUUUGUUCUUCAGAUGAUGUGAAUGCUGUAAAGCCUGGAAAGCAUGCAUGGUGA
Molecule: messenger RNA, 585 nt
Organism: Rosa chinensis
Lineage: Eukaryota; Viridiplantae; Streptophyta; Magnoliopsida; Rosales; Rosaceae
Product: sulfite oxidase
Exons: 7
Coding region: 1-585 (194 amino acids)
Cellular component (GO): mitochondrion
Molecular function (GO): oxidoreductase activity
Source: RefSeq, a predicted model, not a curated record